Molecule: messenger RNA, 3937 nt
Organism: Cricetulus griseus (Chinese hamster)
Lineage: Eukaryota; Metazoa; Chordata; Mammalia; Rodentia; Cricetidae
Source: RefSeq, a predicted model, not a curated record
CGCGAGCAGGGAAGCCGGGCAGCCCCGGGACUCGGCGGGGCCCGGGGACAGCGAGGACGCCGCCCACUCCACAGGGUAUGAAGCUAAAAUGCAGUUGUUACAACACAGGAGCUUAACAGGCCUGACCUUUGAAUCCCAGUCCCUCCCCUGACGGAGCUUUGUGAUAUUAGUUUUCUCUGAUAGAAUUCAGCUGUUCCUGCCAAUUGGCAAUGGUGCACGGCCUUAAGUCCCAGCACUUGGAAGGCAGAAGCAGGUGGAUCUCUGAGUUUGAGGCCAGCCUGGUCUACAGAGUGAGUUCCAGGACAGCCAGAGCUAUGCAGAGAAACUCUGUUUCUGAAAAAGACAGAAAAAAAAUUGAGCUCUUCCCAUGAUCUCCAGCUUUCCUCCUACUACUCCCUCUCUCCUCCACCAUUGAAUUUGAAGCCUCACAUGUGGUUGUGGGAGCCACACCUGUGGACUUUGCUGAUUUCUGAUGUAAGAACCUGCACCGGAGCUGAAGAAGCUCAAGUUUCAGCCUGAGGCAUGGGCCAGGAGGCCAUGGUGACCUGAGACCAGUGAAUUCUGUCUAAUACAACCUGUUGCUCCUUCUGCCUCCCCCCGUCCUGUGUAGAAAUAGUUUGUAUCCAUCUCAUCAGGGAACUGACCCUAAGAGAGUCUCUUUCCCAUAUUUUUUUUUAUUCUUCUGCCCUACCAAGACUAUUCCAGCCCACAGAACUCCUACCUCCCAUCUCCUGAGGUGGUCCCCACUGCUUCCUCAUUUCUCCUCGCCAUGCUCCAGCUGUGGAAGGUGGUACGUCCCGCUCGGCAACUGGAACUGCACCGCCUCAUACUGCUGCUGAUUGGUUUCAGUCUUGUCUCCAUGGGAUUCUUGGCUUACUAUGUUUCCACCAGCCCCAAGGCCAAGGAACCCUUGCCUCUGCCCUUGGGAGACUGUAGUAGCAGUGGGGCAGCCGGCCCUGGCCCUGCACGGCCACCAGUCCCACCUCGACCCCCUAGGCCUCCAGAAACAACUCGAACAGAACCCGUGGUCCUUGUAUUUGUGGAAAGUGCAUACUCGCAAUUGGGGCAGGAGAUUGUGGCCAUUUUGGAGUCUAGUCGUUUUCGUUAUAGCACUGAACUAGCACCUGGCCGAGGGGACAUGCCCACAUUGACUGAUCAUACCCAUGGCCGCUAUGUCUUGGUCAUCUAUGAGAACCUUUUGAAGUAUGUCAACUUGGAUUCCUGGAGUCGAGAACUGCUUGACCGGUACUGUGUGGAGUAUGGUGUAGGCAUCAUUGGCUUUUUCCGAGCCCAUGAACAUAGCCUAUUGAGUGCCCAACUUAAGGGCUUUCCCCUUUUUCUACACUCAAAUUUGGGGCUCCGGGACUACCAAGUGAAUCCUUCUGCCCCACUACUACAUCUCACUCGCCCCAGCCGCUUGGAGCCAGGACCACUGCCUGGUGACGACUGGACCAUCUUCCAGUCCAAUCAUAGCACCUAUGAACCAGUGCUUCUUGCCAGCCAUCGGCCAGCUGAGCUGCCUGUGCCAGGACCAGUGCUUCGUCGGGCCCGGCUCCCCACUGUGGUACAGGACUUAGGGCUUCAUGAUGGCAUACAGCGGGUGCUGUUUGGACAUGGCCUUUCUUUCUGGCUCCAUAAACUUGUUUUCGUUGAUGCUGUUGCGUACCUCACUGGGAAGCGCCUCUGCCUGGACCUUGACCGCUACAUCUUAGUAGACAUUGAUGACAUCUUUGUGGGCAAAGAAGGUACUCGUAUGAAGGUGGCUGAUGUUGAGGCUCUGUUGACCACCCAGAACAAACUCAGGACCUUAGUCCCCAACUUCACCUUCAACCUGGGUUUCUCGGGCAAGUUCUACCACACUGGGACAGAAGAGGAGGAUGCUGGGGAUGACAUGCUGCUGAGGCACCGCAAAGAGUUCUGGUGGUUCCCUCACAUGUGGAGCCACAUGCAGCCACACCUGUUCCACAACCGCUCUGUGCUGGCUGACCAGAUGAGGCUCAACAAACAGUUUGCUCUGGAGCAUGGGAUUCCUACGGAUCUGGGGUAUGCUGUGGCCCCCCACCACUCGGGCGUGUACCCCAUCCACACGCAGCUCUACGAGGCCUGGAAAUCUGUCUGGGGCAUCCAGGUGACCAGCACUGAGGAGUAUCCCCAUCUCCGCCCUGCCCGCUACCGCCGUGGCUUCAUUCACAAUGACAUCAUGGUGCUCCCCCGACAAACAUGUGGCCUUUUCACCCAUACUAUCUUCUAUAAUGAGUAUCCUGGAGGGUCUCGUGAGCUAGAUCGCAGCAUCCGAGGUGGAGAGCUCUUUCUGACAGUGCUACUUAAUCCGAUCAGCGUCUUUAUGACACAUUUGUCAAACUAUGGAAAUGACCGGCUGGGCCUGUACACCUUUGAGAGCUUGGUGCGCUUCCUCCAGUGCUGGACACGACUGCGCCUCCAAACCCUUCCUCCUGUCCCUCUUGCACAGAAGUACUUUGAACUUUUCCCUCAGGAGCGAAGCCCCCUUUGGCAGAAUCCCUGUGAUGACAAGAGGCACAAAGAUAUCUGGUCCAAGGAGAAAACCUGUGAUCGGCUCCCCAAGUUCCUCAUUGUGGGACCACAGAAGACAGGCACCACAGCUAUUCACUUCUUCCUGAGCCUGCAUCCAGCUGUGACAAGCAGCUUUCCUAGCCCCAGCACCUUUGAGGAAAUUCAGUUCUUCAGUGGCCCUAAUUACCACAAGGGUAUUGACUGGUACAUGGACUUCUUCCCUGUUCCUUCCAAUGCCAGCACUGACUUCCUCUUUGAAAAAAGUGCCACCUACUUUGACUCAGAGGUUGUACCACGGCGGGGGGCUGCCCUUCUGCCAAGAGCCAAGAUCAUCACUGUGCUCACCAACCCUGCUGACAGGGCCUACUCCUGGUACCAGCACCAGCGAGCACACGGAGACCCAGUUGCUUUGAACUAUACCUUCUACCAAGUGAUUUCAGCUUCCUCUCAGGCCCCUCCAGUACUUCGCUCCUUGCAGAACCGUUGUCUUGUACCUGGCUACUAUUCUACCCAUCUGCAGCGCUGGCUGACUUACUAUCCCUCUGGACAGUUGCUGAUUGUGGAUGGGCAGGAGCUUCGUAUCAACCCAGCAGCCUCAAUGGAGACCAUCCAGAAGUUCCUGGGCAUCACCCCCUUUCUGAACUACACAAGGACCCUCAGGUUUGAUGAAGAUAAAGGAUUUUGGUGCCAGGGACUUGAAGGUGGUAAGACUCGCUGUCUAGGGAAAAGCAAAGGCCGGAGAUACCCAGACAUGGACAUGGAGUCUCGACUUUUCCUUACGGAUUUUUUCCGGAACCAUAAUUUGGAACUAUCAAAGCUGCUGAGCCGGCUUGGACAGCCAGCCCCCUUGUGGCUUCGGGAAGAAUUGCAACAUUCCAGUGUGGGCUGAUGCCCCAGCUUUCCCAUACCAGCAAAAACCCUGCUGCUUCACUGAGGGGCAAGCCUUAGAGCAGGGCCCGCAAGGGGGAUUAGCGUGGCCUGGCCCCUUACCCCUCUACCUCAGUGGCCCCCCAGGAUUGGAAUGGCUGAAAAUGGAAGGGCAUCCAUCCCUUUCCCAUAGUUUUGGGGCCUAAAAAAGGGGCUUCCCUUGAUACCCUGUAUCAUGGUACUAGGUACCUUUGACCUAUGAACCUGGGAAGUGAGGAAGAGGGUCCAGGGAGGGGGUAGAAGAAUGUAUUGAUUCAAUGAUUCCCCUCUUCAUCCCCAGCCAGUUUUUCUGUCUAUGCCUACCCAUGAGAGGGCCCUUUGCUAUGGCCCUUUAAUCAGACAAUGGGAUCUACCUGUGGCCUGGCCUCCCUAAUGUCAUUCACAUUGAAUGGGGAUGAGGUCGGACAGUUGCUCAUAGAGCUGAAUAUGAGCCCUAGCUGUGGGCUAGAAAUGUCCUUAAUAAACAUCCUUAUUUUUC